AUGCCGGAGCAGAUCAGCAUUUCCGACUUCGUGGUUUUGACCAAAGAGGAUUUAAACUCCCCGGGAUCGACCGCGUUCCAGUCCCGCAUGAGCGAGUGUCGAAGCACGGUCCUGGAGGUGGAAGAGGCCUUGGAGACGGACCACAGCGUUCUGCAGAGGAUGAAGAAGAACAUCCGAGCGCUGCACACCUCUGGACUGGCUCAUGUGGAGCACUUGGAGCAGCACAUGGAGCUCCUGGAGACUCUGGGGAACAGUCACCUGAACCAGAACGACCACCAGGAAGACCAUCAAGACCAUCAGGACCAGCAUCAGAACGACCACCAGGACCAGGUGUACACCGGCUUCCUCAACCUGUCUGUGUUCACGCGGGAAAUCAGUGCACUGCUGCGGAACCUGGUGCAAAAUCUGAACAACAUCAUGUCCUUCCCUCUGGACAACGUCCUCAAGACAGAGCUCCGGGACUGUCGCCUGGAAAUGAAGAAACAGAUGGAGAAAAGCUGGAAGGAGUACGACCUGAAAAUAGGGAAACUGGAGAAGGAGCGGCGAGAGAAGAGCCGAGCCCUGAGCCUGAUUCGCCCUGAUGCCCUGGAGCAGCAGGAGAGAGACCUGGAGAGAGAGCGGAGAAACUUCCAGCUGCAGAUGUGUGAGUACCUGCUGAAGAUCCAGGAGCUGAAGCUGCGCCAGGGUCCAGACCUCCUCCAGAGCCUCAUCAAGGUCUACCAGACUCAGCUCAGUUUCUUCCAGGACGGACUGAAGGCUGCAGAAAACCUGUCUCCGUUCAUUGAGAAGCUCGCCACCUCCCUCCACACGGUGAGGCUGGAGCAGGAUGAGCAGGUGAAGCAGCUCACACAGCUCCGGGACUCUCUGAGGCUGCUGCUGCAGGUGGAAGGCAAAGAGGAGUACCUGAACAGGAAGAACUCUGGUAACGGUUACAGCAUCCACCAACCUCAGGGCAAUAAGCAGUACGGCACCGAGAAGUCCGGCUUCCUGCUCAAGAGGAGUGACGGGAUCCGUAAAGUGUGGCAGAAGAGGAAGUGUGGGGUGAAGUUCGGCUGCCUGACCAUCUCCCACAGCACCAUAAACCGACCACCAGCAAAACUGAACCUGUUGACCUGCCAGGACGUGGAGAAGGCAGACUGA
This is a messenger RNA of Knipowitschia caucasica, 1140 nucleotides long. The record is from the annotation of a GenBank genome assembly. Lineage: Eukaryota; Metazoa; Chordata; Actinopteri; Gobiiformes; Gobiidae.